AUGCUCGCUGGCCUUUUGAAUCGCACCUUGAUUGUUCCACCCGCACGUCUCGGAAGAGGCAUAGGAUGGAAGCCAAAAGGCCAGCUAUUUUCUCGUUUGGAAUGGCUCAGAGCACUCAAAGAUUUUGCCAAUCGGUGCCAACCUCCCACACCAUCUAAACCAGCAACCUACUUAUUAGGCACUAAAUGUGAAGAAUAUCGUCAUUUCGCUACUAUUCGAUGGUCCGAAUUGCACAAUAUCGCCACCCUCGACAACGACGUUCGGUUCCGGUUUGUCGAUUUUGUCUCACCCACCAAGCUUCAGGAUAUGUUGCGAAUUGAUGCGGCGGAGACAUAUACACAUACAGACGAGCGAUUAUAUGAUUGGUACUAUACCUCGGUUUUACAGGGUAAGCCGUUUGAAUUCGUCAAAUCUGAGCAUCUGGCGCUUCAACAGCGAAUUGCUGGCACACUACGAUAUCGUCUGGACACCCCUUUGGGAGAAACGGUGAAAGGUAUCGUCGACUAUCUGGGCGGCACAGGAUCGUUUAUGGCUGUUCACUUCCGGAACGCCGAUCAACCGUUCCGAAAAAUGUUACCAAGCAACAUGGAGAUGUUCCUGGAAAAUAUGAUCAUGGCCCAUGCAUUCCUACAGUAUUCAAGCAUCCAACUGGAAGACAGAAUGCCACAACACACCGAGCAAUCGAUCCGAGUCAGUAAAACAGGGAGCCGAACAAUGGUAUACGUCGCCACCGAUCACCGAGAUCCUCAGAGAGAAAUGAGCCCGUUACUUCCGUGGUUUGAGCAGUUUCCUUGCAGCGUGAUCCUCGACGAUCUACCACCGUAUUCGCGCCUUUAGCUGACAUGCACGAUAUGAUUGAUCCCAACAAAUCACUCGCUUUUUACUUGAUACCGCUCGUCAACGCCAUGGUAGCAGCCCACGCACGGAAAGUCUUGCCUACACCUCGAUCUCGUUUUCAAAAUACAUCGACGAUCUACAUCAAGGGUGGGUUCCUUAACCGUGGUCUUUUUCGCCUACUUGUCCUCGCUCAUUUCUCCCUCUUUUUUCUGUCCAACAAUCAUAACCAUCGUCAUCUUUCCAUCUGCAGCAAAUA
Radiomyces spectabilis is the source of this 1093-nucleotide messenger RNA. RefSeq lists its product as uncharacterized. Lineage: Eukaryota; Fungi; Mucoromycota; Mucoromycetes; Mucorales; Radiomycetaceae. The record is from RefSeq and is a predicted model, not a curated record. The transcript is spliced from 3 exons. Bases 1 to 837 code for a protein of 278 amino acids.